Molecule: messenger RNA, 2403 nt
Organism: Branchiostoma belcheri (Belcher's lancelet)
Lineage: Eukaryota; Metazoa; Chordata; Leptocardii; Amphioxiformes; Branchiostomatidae
Product: protein Hook homolog
Exons: 24
Coding region: 235-2388 (717 amino acids)
Biological process (GO): cytoskeleton-dependent intracellular transport; cytoplasmic microtubule organization
Cellular component (GO): cytoplasm; centrosome
Molecular function (GO): microtubule binding; dynein light intermediate chain binding
Source: RefSeq, a predicted model, not a curated record
AACUAUAUCAUUUGACAUCUUUUGUUGACCAGUUUUCUCAAUACAUCCAUGUUCAGACGAGUCCAACAGAGUUAACGUACAGUCCCCAGAGAUUGCGUACUAGGCGGGUUGUCGGUUUCCUCCCAAAAUCGCAGAUCGGCGAAAACGUCGGAAUUUCCCCAUGAUCUGAUCACUUCAACCGGAAUUUCAAACGAUUAGAGCCGAGAGAAGAACAUAGAAGCCGCCAGGGUCGCCAUGGACAAGACGGAGCUGUGCGAGUGCCUGGUACAGUGGCUGCAGACAUUUAACCUGAACGCCCCACAUAAAACAGUGGAGGAUCUCGGUGAUGGGGUUGCAAUGAGUGAAGCACUGUGUCAGAUUGCCCCAGAUUAUUUCAGUGAGGCCUGGUUUGGCAAGAUAAAACAGGAUGCAGGGGAAAACUGGAGACUCAGGAUGAGUAAUUUGAAGAAGGUUCUUACAGGAGUGCUGGACUAUUACAGUGAGGUUCUUGGACAACAGAUAAAUGACUUCACCCUCCCAGAUGUGACGUCCAUUGCUGAGCACUAUGAUGUGGAGGAGAUGGGCCGACUGUUACAGCUCAUCCUGGGGUGUGCUGUCAACUGUGAUCGUAAACAGGAGUAUAUCCAGAACAUCAUGGGGAUGGAAGAGGCAGUGCAACAUGCAGUCAUGAAUGCCAUUCAGGAGCUGAUGAACAAAGAGGCACCUGCUUCACCUGGAGUCCUGCCAGAGGUGGAGAAACAGCUGAGAGACACCAUGGAAGAAUUGAAUGAGGUACGGGCUGCGAAAGAGGAGAUUGCCCAGCGCUGUCAUGAGUUAGACAUGCAGGUGCAGCAGCUGAUGGAGGAAAACACACUCAUGAAGGUGGAGAAGGAUGAACUGUCCGACAAAGUCAACCAGGUGGACGGAUAUGAAGACACCAGCACCCCAGCAGGCAGACGGUACAUCCAGCUGACACAUCAGGUGGAACAACUGCAGGAGGAGACCUACAGGCUAGAGACAGGGCGAGAUGAAUACCGACUGAAAUGUGAAGAAAUGGAGAAGGAGAUUCUGGACCUUGCAGGAAAGAAUGAAGAGCUGAUGGCUCUGGCUGCAGAGACACAGCUGCUGAAGGAUGAGAUGGACAUACUCAGGCAGUCUGCUGAGAAAACGUCCAAGUAUGAGCAGACAAUAGAAACAUACAAGAAAAAAUUGGAGGACUUGGCUGACUUGAGGAGAACAGUGAGAAUCCUGGAGGAAAAGAACACGACUUACAUGCAGCAAACAGUUGAACUAGAAGAGGAACUGAGAAAAGCGAACACACUGCGCUCCCAGCUGGACAUGUAUAAGAAACAGGUUCAGGAGUUACACAGCAAGGUGUCAGAGGAGACCAAGAGGGCAGACAAGGCAGCGUUCGAGCUGAAAAGAUCAACAGAAAAACUGGACACUGUUCAGAAGGAGAAACAGAGAAUAGUCAAUGAACGAGACACCUUAAAGGAGACAAACGAGGAACUACAUUGCAUGCAGCUUCAGCAGGGGUCUCUAGCAGGCAUUGGUAGUAAUGUGGAGUCCCCUGUUGGCUCCCCCAUCCCAGAAGUGGUACCACCCGAAAUUAAAGAGAAGCUGAUUCGCCUGCAGCACGAGAACAAGAUGUUGAAGCUGAAAGCGGAAGGUUCGGAUGACGAGAGACUGGCGGUCUCCCAGGCCAUGUUGGACGACGCUAACGCCAGAACCAACGAACUGGAGACAGAGAACAGGUUGGCCAAUCAGAGGAUUCUGGAACUCCAAGGUCAGUUGGAGGACAUGCAGACAGAACAGGAAGAGGUCGGGUCACCUGCUAAGGACCAGGAUUCGGUUGCCUUGAGGAAAAAGCUUGAGGAACACAUGGAGAAGCUGAAAGAUGCCGACUCCCAGCUGCAGAAGAAGAAGGAGUAUAUUGACAACCUGGAGCCUAAAGUCUCCUCCAGUGCGGAGAAGAUCCAGCAGCUGCAGGAGAUGUUGAAUAAGAAGGAUGAUGACAUGAAGGCCAUGGAGGAGCGGUACAAGCGCUACCUGGAGAAGGCCAAGAGUGUCAUUCGAACGCUGGACCCAAAGCAGAACCAGUCAUCGACCCCAGAGGUGCAGGCACUGAAGAACCAGCUGACUGAGAAGGAACGACUUAUCGACCAUCUAGAGAGAGAUCAUGAGAAAGCCAAGUUGACGAGAGAGCAGGAAGAAAAACUGAUUGUAUCUGCCUGGUAUAACAUGGGUGCCCAGCUCCACAGGAAAGCCGUAGAGGGCAGACUGGCCAACGGAGGGCCGAUGCAGGGGGGUCAGUCCUUCCUCGCACGGCAACGGCAGGCCACCUCGCGCCGGUCCACGGUCUCCACCACACAUCCAGGUCACGCGAGGUCUGUAAACUUUGUCAACUGAGCCGGGCAACAUGCA